This is a messenger RNA of Ruditapes philippinarum (Manila clam), 910 nucleotides long. RefSeq lists its product as uncharacterized. NCBI's taxonomy places the organism in Eukaryota, Metazoa, Mollusca, Bivalvia, Venerida, Veneridae. The record is from RefSeq and is a predicted model, not a curated record. Bases 305 to 910 code for a protein of 201 amino acids. The transcript is spliced from 6 exons.
UUUUCAAUCCUUUUGAAACUCGAUUUUUACGUUGAAUAAACAUAUCGGGCUUUUAUACGGGGAUUAGCUGACCGAUUUUGCAAACAAAACAAGUUUUACAAGCUACUACAUGUAUAUAAGUGUGUACAUCUAAGUGGUACCCUUGAACAACUGGCACAUACUUUGCGAAAGUUUCUUUUUUGGUCCAGUAUAUAUAGAUAAAUAAAACUAGAAGGAGGCGUUCAACUUUAACUCUGUUUAUGUCUUUUCGGCAGACUCUGUACAUUUUCCUGAAAACCAGGAGAGCAAAAACAACUGUCUAAAAAUGUAUUUAGACAAAAAUAAUGGAAGCAAAUCGUAUGAAUGGAAAUCUUGUUCCGAACAAAUGUGGGCAUUUUGCAAAUCUGAUUCAGACCAUUCCUGCGAAUUAUAUAAAGAAUUGAAAAGUUGGAGGAAUGCAGCGACACUGUGCUUUCAAAACAACGGCUAUCCAAUUGGAUAUGAAGCAGCACGGAAUGUGACUUACAUGGCUCGAUACGGCUGGACAGGGAUCGUUUGGAGCGAUGUAAUUUUCAAAGAAACUGAAUUAUACCGGAAAAACAUGUCUGAUAUCAGUCACGGGUAUUUGAAAUAUGAGAGUUCCUUAGGAUACGUUUUACAUUUUGCAAAACAUGAUGACGCAAGAAAAUAUAUUCUCUGCAAUGGUGAACCAGUGAUAAAGGAAACAACGAUGAUAAGAACUAAAGCACACUCAUCAAUCCCAAUGUCAAAAACGCCAGAAACACCUGUUACGCCGACUGGCGAGAUGAAAAGGUCAUCUAAUGAUUCAUCAUUCGAUGACACUGAUUUAACUGUUGUUGUAUGGGUAUCAGUUUCAGCAACACUGCUUGUUGUUAUCAUAGUGAUCCUACUGGUUUUAGUCAAACGGUAA